CAGACAGGCAGGCUGCUUUACAAAUUCACAUUACACCGUUGACCAAGUCUCUACAGGAGGGAGUGUUUUUAGUGAGCAGGGAGGGUGUGGCUGGCAGUGGAAAGCCUACCAGUUUGCUCAUUUUGCUUGCUGGGAACUACAACGACCAGAUUGUUUCUGUCUUUGGGAUCUCUCGCUUGUCAACAUGUCCAGGUCAGAAUACCCUCCAGGGUACCACGACUCCUACGGCCCGAUGUAUGCACCUCAGGGCGGGAAUUACCCACAACCCCCUGGGUAUGGCUUCAGUGGUCCUCAGCCAGGCCAGCCCUCUGCUCCCUACCCCACUGGUGCAAACACCCCACUGUACUCGGGUCAGCCAGGGGGUUACCCUCCAGGACCAUACCCAGGACAGCCUCACCACGGUGGACCUCCAGGAGCCGGAUACCCUAACCACCCUCCCAUGCCCCCUAUAAUCCCACCUACCAUACCAUCAGAUGUCCUGAGCUCUGAUGAAGAGUUUGCGGCACACGGCAGCGGUUGGGACAGUCUGAGCAUCCGGCACGCCUUCAUCAGGAAGGUGUAUUUGAUUCUGGCGUCUCAGCUGCUCGUCACCACAGCUAUUGUGGCCGUGUUCACGUUUGUCCAGCCUGUCAGAGAUUUCGUACAGCGAAACCAAGCUGUGUACUGGGCAUCAUAUGCUGUGUAUAUCGUCACCCACCUUGUGCUGGUCUGCUGCAAGGGCCCCCGGAGGAAGUUCCCAUGGAAUGUCAUUCUGCUGCUCAUCUUUACUCUGGCUUUGUCCUACAUGACUGGAUCCAUAUCCAGUUACUACAGCACAAAAGCAGUGUUUCUUGCUCUGGCUAUCACUGCUGUUGUCUGCAUCGCUGUCACCGUCUUCUGCUUCCAGACAAAGGUUGACUUCACCAAGUGCCAGGGCCUGUUCUGUGUCCUCGGCAUUGUGAUGUUUGUAACCGGAAUCAUUACAGCCAUUGUGCUGUCUUUCAAAUAUAUCCCAUGGCUUCACAUGCUGUAUGCUGCUAUGGGAGCCAUCGUCUUCACUCUGUUUUUAGCGUACCACACACAGCUGCUGAUAGGGAACAGGAAGCACUCCAUCAGCCCAGAAGAAUACGUGUUCGCCGCGCUCUCCAUCUACGUUGACAUUGUCCAGAUCUUCCUUUUCCUGCUCCAAAUCAUCGGCGCCUCUACCAAAUAGAUCCGUGGGGGUGCAGAAGGACGCCCUACUGCAAAACCAUUCCAUGCUCUGUAAUACCGUUGCUUUGUUUUCAGAAUCAGAAUACAUUUAUAAAUCAUGUCAAACUCCAGGGAGAAUUACUAAAGGGCUGAAUUUAGGAUUUUGUGUAAGUUAUUCCUAUGCACAAAAAAUGCACUUUCUCUCAAAUAGUUCUGCAACUUACCAGUGGUUAACAAAUGUACUAAUAUUAUAAUAUCAAAUAAUACAGUAUCUAUAGACACUGGAAUAGUUGCAAUAUUUAGUCAGUUGCUGGACUUAAAGGGAACCUUUGGUAUAUUACAACCUGGACCAUGUUUCCCUCUUUUUUGUGUGUGUCUAAGUGACAAAUGGGGACAACAAUUUUUAAAUUGGUCCAAUAUUGGGUGAGGGAAGUCAGAUUGUUAUUAUAAGUGUCUGACAACAUUAUGAAAAGAACUGAACAGAGAAGUAAAAUGUUUUUUUCACUUGAUCCGGUCUGUCUCUUGUGGUGUCUAAUCAAGUCACGCUCAAGGUGAAGUAUCGUUCUGAGAGAGUUCAGUAGAUGUCAAAAUCAGCUAAAUAUUCAAUCAUGACUUUUAAAAUCCUUUAGAUAACACUAAGAUCCCAGCACUCUGUAUCCAACUCUCGCGAGAUUUCAGAAUCCUUUCACCAACUUCUCACUGAGUGGGACUUGGUUAAACACAACAGACAGACUGGAUCAAGUGAAAAGUAAAGAAAAAAAUGUUUCUCUGUAUGUUUCUUUCCAUGAUGGUAUCAGACACUCGUAAUAAUCUGAGCACUAUUAGUAUACGUACACUGACAUGGUGCUACUGCCCCAUU
Molecule: messenger RNA, 2029 nt
Organism: Scomber scombrus (Atlantic mackerel)
Lineage: Eukaryota; Metazoa; Chordata; Actinopteri; Scombriformes; Scombridae
Product: protein lifeguard 3-like
Exons: 12
Coding region: 185-1192 (335 amino acids)
Biological process (GO): negative regulation of apoptotic signaling pathway
Cellular component (GO): membrane; endoplasmic reticulum; Golgi apparatus
Source: RefSeq, a predicted model, not a curated record